This is a messenger RNA of Acanthosepion pharaonis, 930 nucleotides long. Lineage: Eukaryota; Metazoa; Mollusca; Cephalopoda; Sepiida; Sepiidae. The record is from the annotation of a GenBank genome assembly.
AUGAAUUUCCCGCGAUCUAUAUUGUUAUCGAUUUCUAUCUAUCUAUCUGUUCAUAUUUCUUUCUUUAAUAUCUUUCUUUUUUUCUAUCUAUCUAUCUAUCUAUCUAUCUAUCUAUCUAUCUAUCUAGUUCUUUCUUUCUUUUCUAUCUAUCUAUCUAUCUAUCUAUCUAUCUAUCUAUCUAUCUAUCUAUCUAUGACAGUCCCAACUGUCUGUGUUUCUGACUUUUCCUUCUUUUUCUAUCUAUCUAUCUAUCUAUCUAUCUAUCUAUCUAUCUAUCCCCUCCGGUCUGUCUCGUUUCUAUCUAUCUAUCUAUCUAUCUUCAUACGAAUCUAUAUAAGUUCAUAUCUGAGAAAAUUGUGUCUGUCUUUGUCUUCUAUCUAUCAUAUAUAUGCUAUAGAAAUCUAUCUAUCUAUCUACCUAUCUAUCUCAAGGGUUUCAUUACCUUCUAUCUGUUUAUCUAUCUGUCACAGACUAUCUAUCUAUCUAUCUAUCUAUCUAUCUAUCUAUCUAUCUCAAGGUGUUCAUUACCUUCUAUCUAUCUAUCUAUCUAUCUAUCUAUCUAUGUACGGUGUUCAUUAUCUAUCUCAAUCUGUUCAUUAUCUAUCUAUCUAUCUAUCUAUCUAUCUAUCUAUCUAUCUCAAGGUGUUCAUUAUCUAUCUAUCUGUUUAUCUAUCGGUCACAGACUAUCUAUCUAUCUAUCUAUCUAUCUAUCUAUCUAUCUAUCUAUCUAUCUAUCUCAAGGUGUUCAUUAUCUAUCUAUCUAUCUAUCUACCUAUCUAUCUCAAGGUGUUCAUUACCUUCUAUCUGUUUAUCUAUCUGUCACAGACUAUCUAUCUAUCUAUCUAUCUAUCUAUCUAUCUAUCUAUCUCAAGGUGUUCAUUACCUUCUAUCUAUCUAUCUAUCUAUCUAUCUAUCUAUCUAUCUAUGUAA